This is a messenger RNA of Penicillium cosmopolitanum, 1680 nucleotides long. RefSeq names its product fatty acid desaturase. Gene Ontology annotation, molecular function: oxidoreductase activity, acting on paired donors, with oxidation of a pair of donors resulting in the reduction of molecular oxygen to two molecules of water. The transcript is spliced from 2 exons. NCBI's taxonomy places the organism in Eukaryota, Fungi, Ascomycota, Eurotiomycetes, Eurotiales, Aspergillaceae. Gene Ontology annotation, biological process: lipid metabolic process. The record is from RefSeq and is a predicted model, not a curated record. The coding region runs from base 1 to 1680 and encodes 559 amino acids. Gene Ontology annotation, cellular component: membrane.
AUGAGCAAGACGACUGCCCGGGCUGGGGCCAGGGAAAAUGUCCUUUCGAGGCGGCAGAUUGAGGGCAUGAUUGCUGAAAACAAGCAUAUCAUCAUCCUUGACGGUAAAGUCCUUCAAUUGGAUUGUUGGAUGAAAUUCCACCCUGGCGGCCCCCUAGCCAUCAAGCACAUGUUAGGCAGAGAUGCGACAGACGAAGUGAACGCACUGCAUUCACAGGAAGCACUUUCGCAGAUGAAGAAAUUCCAAAUCGGUACCAUCGAGGGAAGGUGGACCAACUUUCUUCCUCCCAUCCAAGGCGGCACUUUCCGCCUAUAUAGUGAAUUGGAGGAAAGAAUGUCCUCUUCGAGUUCAGAGACUGAGCUCUCAAGUGAGGAAUCUUCGCCGCCCCCAUCGCCACUUUUUGAAGCAGCGGAUGCCGGUUUAAGACGCAGGCGUUCGGUAUCUACUAUCUCAUCAGUAGCCAGCACCACUACCCCGACAAAAGAAACCAAAGGAGGAUAUACUAUGGACGCCCGAACACAGGAAGAGAUUCAGCUAGAUACAUCCAAGUAUCCUCCGAUCACCCCCGAGCACCAAGAAAACAUCACGCAAAAAUACCGCCAACUCAACGAGCGUAUUCGUGCAGCUGGACUGUACAAUUGCAACUAUUCCGCGUACGCGAUCGAGAUAUGCCGAUACAGUCUACUUUUCGGUCUCUUCCUUUUCUUCUUGAACCGGUCUUGGUUUUGCCUAUCUGGUUUGUUCUUGGGAUGCUUUUGGCAUCAACUAGUCUUCUCCGCCCAUGAUGCUGGCCACAUGGGUAUCACUCACGACUUUCAAAUCGAUACUACCAUCGGCAUGAUUAUUGCAAACCACCUGGGGGGGCUUAGUCUCGGCUGGUGGAAACGAAGUCACAAUGUCCACCACAUUAUGACCAAUGCCCCAGAGCACGAUCCCGAUAUUGAACUGAUGCCAUUUUUCGCUCUAUCGCAUCGCUUCUUUGGCAAUCUCCGCAGCACAUACUAUGAUCGAAUCAUGGAAUAUGAUGCGGUGUCGAAGGCGGUCGUCAAGUAUCAGCACUAUCUUUAUUACCCGAUUCUUCUAUUUGGCCGUUUCAACCUCUACUUCUUGAGCUGGGAGCAUAUCAUUGUCGGCCGUGGCCCUCGACACGGUGCAGGCUGGUGGCACCGUUGGUUUGAGUUAUCUGGUCAGGCUUUUUUCUGGACAUGGUUCGGUUACGGAGUUGUCUAUCUCAGCAUUCCUUCCUGGUGGAGUCGAAUUGCUUUCGUUCUGAUUUCUCAUAUGGUUACUGCACCGCUGCAUGUGCAGAUUACUCUCUCCCACUACGCAAUGUCAACUGCCGACCUCGGUCCCCGCGAGUCAUUUCCUCAGAAGAUGCUUCGCACCACCAUGGACGUGGACUGCCCACCCUGGCUGGACUUUGUUCAUGGAGGCCUCCAGUUCCAGGCCAUCCACCAUUUAUAUCCCCGCAUUCCCCGCCACAACUUGCGCAAGACGCAAGAAUUUGUCAAGGAAUUUUGUGAGGAUGUGAAUAUUCCUUAUGCAGUCUUCACCUUCUUUGAUGGCAAUAAGGAAGUUAUCAGUCGACUCGGGCAUGUUGCCAAGCAGGCAAGGAUCUUAGAGGAGUGUCGAAAGGCGUGUGCAGAGCAGGGUGUCUUUUCAGACCACCAUUCACACUGA